AUGACGUUGGGGGUGAUGAAAUCCAAGCUAAAAGGAGCACAGCAAGGCCACUCGUUGUUAAAGAGAAAGUCCGAGGCCUUGACCAAGAGAUUUAGAGAUAUAACGCAGAGAAUCGAUGAUGCAAAGACCAAGAUGGGAAGGAUCAUGCAGACUGCGGCGUUUUCUUUGGCCGAGGUGCAAUAUGCCACCGGCGACAAUAUCGCUUACCAGGUUCAAGAAUCGGUCAACAAGGCCCGUUUCACGGUCAAGGCCAAGCAGGAGAAUGUUUCCGGUGUCUACUUGCCCACGUUUGAGAGCCACAUUAAUGAAAACAUUAACGAUUUCAAGUUGACUGGGUUAGGAAGAGGUGGUCAGCAAGUGCGCAAGGCUAAGCAAGUUUACGCUAAAGCCGUCGAGACGUUGGUUGAGUUGGCCUCGUUGCAAACGGCAUUCAUAAUCUUGGAUGAAGUUAUCAAGGUUACCAACCGGAGAGUCAAUGCUAUUGAACAUGUCAUUAUUCCAAGAACCGAAAACACCAUCGCUUACAUCAACUCGGAGUUGGACGAAUUGGAUAGAGAGGAGUUUUAUAGGUUGAAGAAGGUGCAGGAGAAGAAACAAGAAGCGGCUGCUGUUGCCGAAGAGGAAGAAAAGUUGGAGUUGGCUGCUGCCGAGGGUUUGACUGAUGUGAAAGGUGUCACGCUUAAUGAUCAGAAGAUGGACAUAAGGGCUGAUGCUCAGGGUCCAGUAUUGGAUGAAACUGAAGACGAUGUCAUUUUCUAA
Molecule: messenger RNA, 759 nt
Organism: Lodderomyces beijingensis
Lineage: Eukaryota; Fungi; Ascomycota; Pichiomycetes; Serinales; Debaryomycetaceae
Source: the annotation of a GenBank genome assembly